GGCUCGCCGCUCUGCUUCCUCUGUGACAGUCGGAGUCCAGAAGGACCGAACCAGGACCAGAAGAAGCGGAUCAACUGGGGCUGGACGCCUUUAAACUUAUCCAGACUGGUCCGAACUGGUCCAAAGUGGUCCGAACUGGUCCAACUUCGUGCUCUUUUCGUCUCACACCUGGAACUUUUACGCGCUGUAUUUUGGAGCCGUUUACGCGUCAGUCGGUCCGUGCGUAACGCAGAUCCCACCUGUGGACGCAGGCAGAUCAGAGCGGCUCUGUGUAGGAUGUGGGUUUGGGUGAAGUAACGGGGUCGGACCGACGCACGGAACCCGGGUCGGAGAGUCUGGGUCCGAACCAUGAGCAGGACUGUGUGGACCCGAAGCCCAGAGGCCGGACACGACUGAGGACCCGAAGGACAAAGCCGAGUUCCAGAGUUCCAGGAGCAGAGGAUGGAUGGAGAACAUGCGACAGGAGCGGAAAGAGAGAGAGACAAACUGCCCCCGAUCUGCAGCAGCAACUGCCCCCCCCAGGGUUUGGGUCGAGGAGCCAAGCAGGCCUUUCCGUCUCUGGGAACCUUCAUCUCCACGGUGACCCAGCGGAGGGACGCAGGGGGACGGGGCUUGGCAGGAGGCGGGACCACAGGCAGCCUCAGCAGCGCUCCGGGGUUCAGGCACGGGAGGGAGCUGCCGCCCAUCUGCAGCGACGUCCGUCAGAAACAGCGCAUCUCCAUCGACACGUUGCCUCCAGAGGUCAAAGCUCCGUUCCCCUCCGACCCAGUCAUCCCCCUGCGGACAAAAACCACCAGGGAGUUCCAGGAGGACAUGGAGCGUGCCGGCCAAUCAGGCGACUGGAGGGAGGUCCGGGAGUUUUACCUGACCACCUUCGACUCCUUCAUAGAAAUCAACGCUGCCUUUAAGCGAGAGGCGAACGGCUCCUUUAACACGAUCGACGACUCUGGAGUCAACGCCAAGUUCGUCAACGCUGUUUACGACGCUCUGCUCAACACACCUCAGGACAUCCAGAAGUCAGUGCUCAAAGGGAUCAUCAACAGCCUGUUGAGGGAGUGGAAAGGGCCUCGGUCUAAAGAUGACCUUCGAGCUUAUUUCAUCCUGGUUCAGAACCCCCAGUACUCCAGUAUCAGUACCUAUGUGAUCUACGCUCACCUGCUGAGGCAGAUCUCCGUUCUGUCGGAGGCCGACCACCACUUCCUGGUUCACUGGUUGAAAAGGCUUUCGGCGCGGCGCUUCAGGCAGCUGGUGGAGCGCCUCCUGCAGUUCAUCUCCACCCGUCUGUUUCCUGCUGAAGCGGACGAACUCCCUCCUCUGGCCAAGUGUUCCUGGUGGAUUCCAUCUGCCACCAAAGUGCUGGGACUGUUCAAUGCAGCCAACAGCGUGUCCUCUCCUCCCAUCAUGCCUUUCACCGACUUCUACAACAUCACUCUGGACCACAUAGACUUCAUGGAGGAGUACAGGACGUGGCAGAACUACGGCAACUCCAACAGGUUUUCUUUCUGUCAGUUUCCUUUCAUCUUGUCGACGGUGGUGAAGAAAGCCAUCAUCCAGAAAGACUCGGAGCAGCAGAUGAUCAGCCAGGCCAGGCAAAGCCUGGUCAGUAAAGUUUCUCGCAGGCAGAGAGUGGACAUGAACCUUCUGUUCCUCAACAUUAAAGUACGACGGGCACAACUCCUCAGCGACUCACUGGAUGAGGUCAGUCCGAACUCAAACCACUGCAUCUCACAUGGGUUUAGGACAAGAAACUCUACCUCCACCACAAAAACACAACAUGGGAUUAUAAUUUACUUAUUUUUAUUUAUUUAUUUGCAUAUUGUAAAACAGCAAAAAAAAAACACAAAAUUAAACAAGAACAUUCAAACCAGUCACAUUAUUGUGCAGGAGAGGUUAGAAGCAGAAAAAGGCUUCUAUGAAUACCUCCCCAGAAAUGAACAAUACACAAGAAAAAAAGAGAAAAGAAUAAAACAUGCAA
Sphaeramia orbicularis (orbiculate cardinalfish) is the source of this 1975-nucleotide messenger RNA. Its product is annotated as probable E3 ubiquitin-protein ligase HECTD2. The transcript has 12 exons. The record is from RefSeq and is a predicted model, not a curated record. The annotation marks the transcript as partial. NCBI's taxonomy places the organism in Eukaryota, Metazoa, Chordata, Actinopteri, Kurtiformes, Apogonidae.